UCUUUUGUUGCUUCAAGCAAUCGGUGUCUUGAACAUACUGGCUCGAUCAACUCAACUUCACGCCAAAAAAAAAUCUCAUUGUUAGCUUCCUACUAAGAAUGACUUUAUUCUCCGGACUCUAGCACGAAUAUUGGUUCUCUUCUCUAAAAUAAGAUUCAUCAAAUAGAAGUUUUAAGAACAAAAUAAGACUAACAUAUUAUUAGGCAUAUUAAUAAAAUAAAACAUCUUAAACAGCCAAAUUAGCAAUUCUUUCAACAAUUGAGAUAAGAAUCAGACGGAUAUCCAAAAUAUCACCUUUUUAUAAUUACUAAUCGCUCUUCAAGAAUCAAAUGAAUUUUAUAAAUAAUAAUUUAUAGUUUCUUAUUAGAAUUUAAGUUCUCUGCUUAGCUAUAACUUAAAUUUUCUCUAACUAUUCACUUCAUUCAUUUUUACUUGUCACGUUUAGAUUUGACACAUCUAUUAUGACAGGAUUAUUUUAUCACACAAUCACUCUUAAUUGAGGUUAAUUCUUCUAGGUUUAUCUGGCUGAAAUUGGAAAAUAGUCAUUUUAGACCUGUAAUUAAGUUUAUAGUCAAUAUUUCAAAACAAUUUAGUAUUAAUAUAAUAUCCUAGUUAAAAUACGAAAAAAAAACUCACUUUAUCAGUUUGCAUUCCACAAAACGUUCAUAAAAUUCGAAUUGAUGAAUGUUUGAAUUCUUUCAUUCAAUGAAUUUGCUACCGCAGCGAUUCAUUUUUCGUUUUGGAUUUGCCUCUCAAACUUCAACUUUCAAAGGAAACUAUCCAUGCUCAAUCCUUAGCCAUGGAAGAAGAAAAUUCAGUGCAACUAAUCUCUCCUCAGCUACUCCAAAGUCAGGUGAAGAGCUUUUGUUAGUAGUAGGGGGCGGAGCAGCUGGAAUUUACGGUGCUAUAAGGGCUAAGACUCUCGCCCCGAAUCUUCAAGUUGUUGUAAUUGAAAAAGCGAAACCUUUAUCAAAGGUCAAAAUUUCUGGAGGAGGUCGCUGCAAUGUGACUAAUGGGCAUUGUCCUGACAAUAAGGUUUUGGCUGAACAGUAUCCGAGGGGUCAUAAGGAAUUUAAAGGCUCCUUUUUCCAUACUCAUGGUCCAAUGGAUACAAUGUCCUGGUUCUCUGAUCAUGGUGUUGUGUUAAAAAUAGAGGAAGACGGAAGGGUCUUUCCCGCCAGUGAUAGUUCAUCUACUGUAAUUGAUUGUCUCAUGUCUGAGGCAAAGAGGAGUGGAGUCUUAUUGCAGACUGGAAAAGUUGUUACUAGUGCUUCUUCCACUGCUGAUGGAAAGUUUGCCAUCAAGCUUGAGAAACGUAGCCUUGACUAUGUGGAGCAUGUUGAAGCUGAUUAUCUACUUAUUGCUAGCGGUAGUAGUAAGCAGGGUUAUAAUCUUGCCACUCAACUUGGCCAUUCAAUUUUGGAACCUGUUCCAAGCCUGUUCACUUUCAAGAUUGAUGACUUGAAGUUAGCAGAACUGUCUGGUGUGACAUUCCCAAAAGUAAAAGCAAAAUUACAGUUGGAAGGCAUUCAGAAGAAAAUACCACAACUUACUCAGGUAGGACCGAUGCUCGUAACCCAUUGGGGACUCAGUGGCCCUGUGGUUCUUAGGCUAUCUGCUUGGGGGGCACGUUAUCUAUCCAGUUCAGACUAUAAGGGUACGCUUUGCGUGGAUUUUACUCCUGACCUCCAUAUUGAAGAUUUAAAGUCUGCACUCACUCGUCACAAGAGUCAAUUUUUGAGGCAGAAGGUGCUGAAUUCUUAUCCUUCUGAACUUGCGGUCGUUAAAAGGUUUUGGAAGUAUAUAUUAGAUCGUGAGGGAAUAUGCGGAGACAUGCUGUGGUCAUCCAUUUCCAAUAAUUUGUUGAUUUCUGUCGCUGCUUUGUUGAAGGAUUGUGCAUUUAGCGUGAAGGGAAAGGGCCAAUUUAAGGAUGAGUUUGUCACAGCUGGAGGUGUUCCACUUUCAGAGAUCUACCUUGCUACGAUGGGGAGUAGAAUCCAUCCUCAUCUCUACUUUGCUGGAGAGGUACUCAAUGUUGAUGGUAUCACUGGUGGCUUCAAUUUUCAGAAUGCUUGGACAGGGGGAUACAUUGCUGGAACAAGUAUCGGUAACCUAGCUGUACAUGAGAGAGUUCAUCGGUAAGUUAUGCAGUAAUUUGGAGAUAUUGAAGAGCUGAUGAAGUUUUUUGAAAUAGUGAUUCUCCUAGUUAUGUUUUUUUUUUCAAAAGGGAAAAGGUAAGUGUAUCAAAAGACUUGUGUAUAAGUUCAUGUAGUGAAAUCUCUUUGGAAUGAAUGAGAAUAGUUGCUGAUAACAUGAAUUCUCGUCUUGCAUUAGUGACCUAUUUUAUAAGAGAUCUUCAUUUUUAUAUUUGAAGGAUUUGGAAAAGUCAUUUUUUUCCUAUUCAAUUUGUAAGUGAUCAGAGGAGAUCAGUUUUUCGUGACGCUA
Solanum lycopersicum (tomato) is the source of this 2445-nucleotide messenger RNA. RefSeq lists its product as uncharacterized. The record is from RefSeq and is a predicted model, not a curated record. NCBI's taxonomy places the organism in Eukaryota, Viridiplantae, Streptophyta, Magnoliopsida, Solanales, Solanaceae.